Anguilla rostrata (American eel) is the source of this 1809-nucleotide messenger RNA. Its product is annotated as basement membrane-specific heparan sulfate proteoglycan core protein. The transcript has 6 exons. NCBI's taxonomy places the organism in Eukaryota, Metazoa, Chordata, Actinopteri, Anguilliformes, Anguillidae. The coding region runs from base 1 to 1809 and encodes 602 amino acids. Gene Ontology annotation, molecular function: transmembrane signaling receptor activity. The record is from RefSeq and is a predicted model, not a curated record. Gene Ontology annotation, biological process: cell surface receptor signaling pathway. Gene Ontology annotation, cellular component: plasma membrane.
AUGAACUCCAUUUCAGCUGAUCGUCCUCAGACUGUCAUAGUCACAGAUCCCACAGCCAAAGUGAUGUUCACAGGAGAAACUGUUAGCUUAGCUUGUGACAUCAGGAAAGGGUCUGGCUGGAGAUAUUCAUGGAGCAGAAACACCCAGGGAAGAUUAGAGAGCCUCUAUGCCCGUGCAACUGAAAGCCAACAAAAGCACAUCCUGCACUCAGUAAGAGAGUCAGACAGUGGAGAGUACCUGUGUCAGGGUGAACGAGGACAAAACCCUGUGAUCCAGUCUUUCCCAGGAACACUUGUGUUAAAUGUGUCUGGUGAAAAGCCUUGGCCUGUUAUUACCCAGAAUCCCCCCAGUGGAGAAAUUUACACAGGAGAGAGAGUCACCCUGAGCUGUGGGUUUGGGGGAGAUCCUGCUGACUGGGAGUAUCUCUGGUACAAAGACAUACUGAGACAUACUGUGCCCAACACUGACAGCAGCAGGACUGAUGGGUCCAGUUUCACCAUCAGCUCUGCUGCUCUGGCCCACAGUGGAGAGUACCGGUGUGGAGCUGCAAGAGGAAGAAAACCUUUUUACUCAGUCUACAGUGAUCCUCUGACUUUAGAAAUAUCUGAGGUCUUCCCCGCUGAAACAGUGACUCUGAGAUGUGUAAUUCAGGGCAGCUCUACAGACUGGAUGUAUAAAUGGUACAGAGAUGGACAGGAGCUUCCUGUAGACAAAGCUGACUCCAGCAGUGUAAAUGGAGACACAUACACAAUCCUCUCUGCUGAUCAGUCACAUUCUGGACUGUACACCUGCAGAGGAGAACUUACAAGGAGAGCAUCUGUGCACUCUCUGAUUGGCAGCUCUGCUACAUUGAGUGUACGAGGGGGAAAACCAAAACAUGUUCUUACCCAGAAUGCCCCCAGUAGAGUGAUGUACACAGGAGAGAGAGUCACCCUGAGCUGUGGGUUUGGGGGCGACCCUGCUGGCUGGGAGUAUCUCUGGUACAAAGACCCACUGAGACACACUGUGCCCAACACUGACAACAGCAGGACUAAUGGGUCCAGUUUCACCAUCAGCUCUGUUGCUCUGGCCCACAGUGGAGAGUACCGCUGUAGAGCUGCAAGAGGAAGAAAACCUUUUUACUCAGACUACAGCGAUCCUCUGACUUUAGAAAUAUCUGAAAUAAAACGUUUAAACAACAUCUCUUCAAUGAUCUCCAUUUCAGCUGAUCGUCCUCAGGCUGUCAUAGUCACAGAUCCCCCAGCCGCAGUGAUGUUCACAGGAGAAACUGUUAGCUUAGCUUGUGACAUCAGGAAAGGGUCUGGCUGGAGAUAUUCAUGGAGCAGAAACACCCAGGGAAGAGUAGAGAGCCUCUAUGCCCGUGCAACUGAAAGCCAACAAAAGCACAUCCUGCACUCUGUAAGGGAGUCAGACAGUGGAGGGUACCUGUGUCAGGGUGAACGAGGACAAAACCCUGUGAUCCAGUCGUUCCCAGGAUCACUUGUGUUACAUGUGUUUGGGGGAAAGCCAAGGCCUGUUAUUACACAGAAUCCCCCCAGUGGAGAGCUGUACACAGGAGAGAGAGUCACCCUGAGCUGUGGGAUUGGGGGAGAUCCUGCUGGCUGGGAGUAUCUCUGGUACAAAGACACACUGAGACACACUGUGCCCAACACUGACAGCAGCAGGACUGAUGGGUCCAAUUUCACCAUCAGCUCUGCUGCUCUGGCCCACAGUGGAGAGUACCGCUGUAGAGCUGCAAGAGGAAGAAAACCUUUUUACUCAGACUACAGUGAUCCUCUGACUUUAGAACUAUCUGGUGAGAAUGAUUAA